UUCCCCAGCCCUCACAGACAAGAUCGGUACUUAAACGGGGCUGAUGCAACGACUUCAGCUAGUCCCCUAAACCGACAUCCGACUCCUGACUCCCGCAUCGUGCCAUUAUUAUUACUACUGCGGCUUUUUGGACGCACAACAGCGUCCAAACACAGUUGCAUCAUUGACAGAAGACGACUGACAAGUUUUCUCUGACGGCGGUGGUGGCCGUGUCGGACAUGAUGCCGGGACAGAUACCUGACCCUUCGCUGGCGGCGGGCUCCCUGCCCAGCCUGGGCCCGCUGGCGGGCAUCUCGGCCACCACGCUCACUGAUCAACUCAAGCUGGCUGACUUCCGGCAGCUGGGCACCAUGUUGUCCCCACUGCAUUUCCUGGGGAGGUUGGGGAAGAGGCCGCUCGCCAUCAAGACAGAGAUGGAUGAAGAUGAAGAAAGAAGGAAACGGAGACGAGAGAAAAACAAAGUAGCAGCAGCACGAUGCCGAAACAAAAAGAAGGAACGGACUGACUUCCUUCAAAGGGAAUCGGAGCGUCUGGAGAUGGUGAACUCGGAACUCAAGGCCCAGAUCGAGGAGCUCCGUCUGGAGAGGCAGCAGCUAAUGGUGAUGCUCAAUCUCCACCGGCCCACCUGCAUCGUGAGAACCGAUAGCGUCAAAACACCUGAGAGCGAGGCCAACCCCCUGCUGGAGCAGCUGUCCACUGACACCAAGUGAAACCAGGAAACCAGGGACACAGAGUCCCUGAAGCCCUACCUAGCACCACCGUGGCAGCCAUAAAAAUGAAAAGAAAACUGGCAAUACAUUUCUAAAUAAGCACUUGAGCUCCAAGCUGGAGACUUUUGGAGACUCUGCCCGAGGACUUGAGGUUGUAGGGCAUCCUCAGUACUGCUACAUGAGCUGGCUCUGUCCAUUGGAAGACUGGAAGUACCCAGUUUCAUCUCUGCAUUAAGAGUUGUUGUCAACACUUAAUGCGCUGUGCCUAGUUGUUACUUCAACCAUCUCUACAUAAAGGGACCAAUGUAAACCGUAGAGUACGACUGGAAACUACGCUGAGGAAACACUAAUAUCAAUAUGGUGCUCUGUUACAAAAGCCCUGAGUAAACUGUGUGGCAUUGUUUCAGUGCAGAAGCCCACAAAGGCUUAGUGUCCUGCAGUUUUCCUUUGUAUGCUAGUCGAAAUAUACAGGUGUAGAGUUUUUAGGAUACAAUACUCAAUACAAGUACACCAAACUGAGUAGAGUUUUUUUGUUUUUGUAAUGUUGAUUUCUAUACCCUGCCUUGACGAUGGCAGAUACCGGUUGAUCCGAUUUGUGGUGACGCUGGCGUCAUGAAAAGCACAUAUACACAAAAUGUUUACACCCUUGUUUUUUGUACUUGUUGUCUGUCCAUUAUUGUACUUGUUUUAUACUGCUUUGUAUACAUAAACAUAUAUGAAAUGCUUGUUAAUCACUUGAUGUGAUUUGUCUUUUCAGUCUUUCCAGUCUGUCUCCGUCAUGUUGCGCUGUCAAACAGCUGUGAAAACAAGCAGAAAUCUUUUCAGCUGAGCAGUAUUUCAAUGUCUGUUCUGGACCUGUAUCUGCUAUGUAAGACUCUGUUACCCUGAAUAGAUUAAAUUUUAUUUUCUAACUACAAGAAAGAAUAUGCCUUUUUUCUCAAGUGAAAUUAAUCAGUCAUUUUAUUUGUUCUCAUCAGUCAUGGUGAAGAACCAAAUGACAAAAGUUGUGCAAACAUGUUUUCUAACAGCUGAGGCACAUUGCCAAAGUCAGGGAUUUUCUUUAAUUUGCAAAACUCAGAAAAGGUCAUUCAUGCUUUUAUUUCUCCCAGACUCCCUUUGUUCAGAACUCAGCAGGAGAAAAAUCUCCCAUAUGCAGAACAGACAGCUAAUAAAUGUUUGACAGGAUACAUCUUAGAAGUUAUUUUUAUCUUAUUUUUUUAUUAAACAUUUUAUUUCCUACUUAAA
Seriola dumerili (greater amberjack) is the source of this 1955-nucleotide messenger RNA. Its product is annotated as jun dimerization protein 2-like. Gene Ontology annotation, biological process: regulation of transcription by RNA polymerase II. NCBI's taxonomy places the organism in Eukaryota, Metazoa, Chordata, Actinopteri, Carangiformes, Carangidae. Gene Ontology annotation, cellular component: nucleus. The transcript has 5 exons. The coding region runs from base 219 to 710 and encodes 163 amino acids. The record is from RefSeq and is a predicted model, not a curated record. Gene Ontology annotation, molecular function: RNA polymerase II cis-regulatory region sequence-specific DNA binding; DNA-binding transcription factor activity, RNA polymerase II-specific.